Messenger RNA from Soboliphyme baturini, 224 nucleotides. The record is from the annotation of a GenBank genome assembly. NCBI's taxonomy places the organism in Eukaryota, Metazoa, Nematoda, Enoplea, Dioctophymatida, Soboliphymatidae.
AUGGGGAAGAAGCGAUACGGCGAUUCAUCAUCGGAGUCCGAUGAUGAAGCUGAGAAAGUUCGUCGCAGUCGGCGAUACUAUGAAGAUCCGGACCUCCCGCCUGUUAGAGAUGUUGCUUCCCCCAGCUCUCCGACUGAAAACUUUCGCUUUCUUUUUUCUCGCCCUGAUUCCCCACUGCCGGAACGACCAUUGGUCGACUACAGUACCUGGGUAUAUGUUUAACU